CUAUAUUUCACGUUAUCUUUUUAAUUUCAGUAGCUCGCGGUGUGGCAACACGCCAGCACUCAGUUGAUUAGAAAUAAAUAAAUAUUUUAUUUGUUUUUUAAGCAGUAAUAAAAAGUAAAACAAUGGUUUCUUUAACUACCAAACUACUGUUAGCUGUGGUGGCUUUAGCCGUCGUUGGUGGUGUGAUUGCUGUCAUAGUGGUGUUUGUGGACCAAGAGUCUGACGCUGAUACUGAUGGCGUCGCAUCCUCCACCAGUACGACAGAAGCCCCAGAUCUGGAUGGCAUUGUUUAUGAAGUGGGAGUGGGCAUAGCGGAUAUGACUGGACCGUGCGUUGAAGUAACAUUCAUGGGUUUCGCUGCGUUCGAUCAGACUGGUCGUGGUCUCCAUCUACGACAGUUCUCCAGAGCGUUUAUAUUCGUUAAGGGCGAUACGAGAGUGGUGCUGGUCAACACAGACAUCCAAGCCGUGGGUGUACACGUGAGACGGGAGGUGGUAAAUAGACUUCAACAGGAGUACGGCGAUAUAUACAGUUUAAGGAACGUGAUCAUAACUGGCACUCACACACACGCCGCGCCUGGAGGCCAUCUAGUCGACUUCCUGUUGGACUUCAGCAUUCGCGGCUUCUCUCAAGACGCUUUUAAUGCUUACGUUGAAGGCAUCACAAGGAGCAUAAUUCGAGCACAUGAGAACAUUGUACCAGCUCGAUUAUUCUACGGUACCACUAGAGUGGCGAAUGCCCAGAAGAACAGAUCACCCUACUCCUACGAUUUCAACCCCAUCGAAGAAAAACUCGAGUAUGAGAACAAUGUGGACGAUAUAUUAACCCAGGUGCGAAUAGUGAAAGCGAAUGGUGACCUCCACGGCGUCCUAAACUGGUUCGCUAUACAUGCCACCAGCAUGAACAUGACCAAUCGACUCGUCUCAUCAGACAACCUUGGAUAUGCUGCCAUCACUAUGGAGAAGACUCUAAACCCUGACAAUCUAGUUGGGAAGCCAAAUAUUGUGGCUGGUUUCUUCACGUCGAACUUGGGUGACGUUUCCCCAAAUUUGGAGGAGGCUCGUUGUGAGUUCAGCGGAGAGAUAUGCGACAAUCAGUUCGCGAUAUGUGGUGCGGGCGAGCGGUGCUACGCCUUAGGCCCAGGAGAUGAUAUGUUCGAGAGCACCAGAAUUAUUGGCAGUAGAAUGUAUGAGGGCGCGAUGGAGGUGCUGAAUACCCCGGGGGAAGAGUUAACGGGCGACCUUGCGGUUAUACAUCAAUUCAUCGACAUGCCAGACGAGAAAGUGUUUAGAUAUGACCCCGUGUCUAAAACUUUUAAUGAGGACGAGGUGGUGAGUGGUUGCGUCCCAGCGCUGGGAUACAGCUUCGGUUCUGGCACCACCGACGGAGCGAACACGCUGAAUAUCACUCAGGGUACGUUAGAUGGGGUUCCUUUACUGGAUGCAGUGACAGGACUCGUGAUGGGACCCACAGAUGAAGACAUAGCUUGCCAUCACCCAAAACCUAUUUUAUUAGCCACCGGAAGGGCCAAUGUGCCGAUCCCGUGGCACCCUCGGAUUGUGUCAGCAUCCCUGAUUUGGCUGGGUGGAUUUGCCGUACUGGGCGUGCCGGGCGAACCGACCACCAUGUCAGGGCGGCGUAUGCGCAGCGUAGUCAGUGACGUCAUGCAACGCCACGGGCUCGAACCCCGCGUCGUAGUCUCUGGCCUCACCAACGAGUAUAUACAUUACAUUGCCACGUUCGAAGAAUAUCAGGUGCAACGAUACGAGGCAGCAUCGACGAUCUACGGACCUCACACUCUUGAAAUAUUUUUGAAUAAGUUUGCCGAAUACGCAUCAGUUGCUAUAGAGGGUGGAGAGUUACCAGCCGGUCCGGAGCCACCCAACUAUAUAAACAACACAGUAUCCCUGAUCCUGCCCGUGGUAUUCGAUAGUGUCCCGCUCGCCCGGGGCUUUGGGGAUGUAGUGGAACAGCCAGUGCCCUGGGCACGCCGUGGGGAAACCAUCAGUGCUAGCUUUGUAGGAGCGAAUCCACGUAACGACUUGAGGCAAGAGUCCAGCCAUGCGGUUAUAGAACGACUGGUGGAAAACAAUGAAUGGACUGUGGUAGCCACCGACGCAGACUGGGAAACUAAAUUCCAGUGGACGCGCACGUCCACAGUGUUGGGCACGAGCACGGUAACUUUCGAGUGGACGAUACCACGCGACACGCAGUUGGGCACGCACCGCGUAGUGUACUACGGCACGGCACGCCUCCCCCUCGGAGUGUACCGUCAAUUUACUGGCACGAGCAAUACGUUCGACGUCGUUAUUUAAUUUAUAGUCAUUAUCAUCGUCAUAAAAUAUAUAUAUAUAUAUAUAUAUAUA
Messenger RNA from Galleria mellonella (greater wax moth), 2366 nucleotides. RefSeq names its product neutral ceramidase-like. Gene Ontology annotation, molecular function: N-acylsphingosine amidohydrolase activity. The coding region runs from base 123 to 2315 and encodes 730 amino acids. Lineage: Eukaryota; Metazoa; Arthropoda; Insecta; Lepidoptera; Pyralidae. The record is from RefSeq and is a predicted model, not a curated record. Gene Ontology annotation, biological process: sphingosine biosynthetic process; long-chain fatty acid biosynthetic process; ceramide catabolic process. The transcript has 15 exons. Gene Ontology annotation, cellular component: extracellular region.